This is a messenger RNA of Neomonachus schauinslandi (Hawaiian monk seal), 1104 nucleotides long. It is a transcript of the gene IFT25, whose product is annotated as heat shock protein family B (small) member 11. Gene Ontology annotation, biological process: intraciliary transport. The coding region runs from base 574 to 1005 and encodes 143 amino acids. The record is from RefSeq and is a predicted model, not a curated record. NCBI's taxonomy places the organism in Eukaryota, Metazoa, Chordata, Mammalia, Carnivora, Phocidae. The transcript has 7 exons. Gene Ontology annotation, cellular component: centrosome; intraciliary transport particle B; cilium.
AAAAAUUGGAAACACCUAAAUAUUCAUCAUUAGAGAAAUGGAGAAAUACCUGACAGCAGUUAAAGUGAAUAAAGUAGGUUUACAUGUAUCAACAUGAUAAAAACUUGAAAACAUAAUAUUGAAUGAAAAAAGCAGGUAGUAUAAGGAUAUAUAUACUGAGAAAUCAUCUAAGUUUUAAAAGGACAGGACAUAUCGUUUAUGGAUACGUAUAUGAUAAAAGUAUAAAAUAUAGUAAGGAGAGAUACUCAUCAACUUCAGAAUAGCUAUUACCUCUGGACAAGGAAGGAAAUGGGCAAAAAUGUUAACAUUUAUUAAAUCUAGGCAGUGGGUACAUAGUUGUUUAAUAUAUGUGAUACUCUGUGCUUUGUCUAUUAUUUAUUUGAAAUAGUUUCAUUUUUUUAAAAAGUCAGCCGGAGGCCAGGGUAUGAAGGGUAUUGGAAGCCUUCCUCCUUUUUUCAAACACUCUUUGUCUUUUAAUUCUUUAUAGAUACAGCUUUUAUAGUCACUUUGCAUUUAUAUAUUGGUUUGUGCCCUGUCACCACCAGAUCAAGGAGGAGAGUUAAACACUUUAAGAUGAGAAAAAUUGAUCUGUGUUUGAGCUCUGAGGGGACUGAAGUGAUUUUAGCUACUUCAAGUGAUGAAAAACACCCACCUGAAAAUAUUAUUGAUGGGAAUCCAGAAACAUUUUGGACCACAACAGGAAUGUUUCCCCAAGAGUUCAUUAUUUGUUUUCACAAACAUGUAAGGAUUGAAAGGCUUGUAAUCCAAAGUUACUUUGUGAGGACCUUGAGGAUUGAAAAGAGCACAUCUAAAGAGCCAAUUGAUUUUGAGCCAUGGAUUGAAAGAGAUCUAGUCCACACAGAGGGGCAGCUUCAAAAUGAAGAAAUUAUGACCCGAGAUGGCCACGCCACUUAUUUGAGAUUCAUUAUUAUAUCAGCCUUUGAUCAUUUUGCAUCUGUGCAUAGUGUUUCUGCAGAGGGACUAGCAGUCUCAAAUCUUUCUUAGUAAUUAUAACAAAAUACUCUUGCAUGGUUUUUUAACAAUAUAUUUAUUGAAACAUGAAGUUGUCAUUGAUGUGCCUUAUUAAAGGGAUUUGUAUUAAUC